GUGCAGGCAGCAGAUGUGUCCUUAGCAACACCUGGCCGGGAUGUAUUGGACAUGCUUUCCGCCAGUCCGGACUCCCGAUCCUUUCGCAAAGCGGAGCACAACGGAUGGACGGCGCUUCAACAGCAACAAGAGGAAGCGGCUUUUGCGCGGGAAGGCAGCCUCAGCUGGAGAGGAAGAGCGGAAAGGAGAAAGAAGGAAGGAAGGAAGGAAGGAAGAAGAGGAGGCCGGCGCGGGAGGCUUGUCUCGGACCAAAACAACAAAAAGACAAUCGCCCGCGGGACGAAAAAGGAAGCGCCGCCCCCUCUCUCCCUUUCUCUCUCUGUCUCCCCGGCACUUCCUGUCUGCUGCGAGGCCAGCGACGAAAGGAAGGAUCGCGUGCGCCCCGCUCGAGGACAGGAAGCGCUGCCGCUGCGCCUCCAUUGGCUGCGGGGGCGGGCGCGCGCGCGGGGGGGAGAGAGAGCGAGAGAAUCCCCCUCCCCUCUGCCUAAGCUAGCCUCGCGUUGGUACUCUCCCCCUCCCUUUCUCUUUCCCCGGGAGCGCGCGCGCAAAGCUGUGACGAAGCGCGCACGCGGGGGGGGGGGGUGACGGGCUGUCGGGUCGGCCUUGCGUGCGCGCUCCCGAGCGCCGAGGAAGGAAGCCCCUGGCUGCAGGUCAAUGCGAAGCCUCCGCCUCCUCCUCUCCAGCGGCAUAAACAUGGCGACUUCCCUGCAUGAGGGCCCCACCAACCAGCUCGAUUUGCUCAUCCGAGCCGUGGAGGCAUCUGUUCAUGGCAGCAAUGUGCACUGUUCAGAUAAGACAAUUGAGGCAGCAGAAGCCUUACUUCAUAUGGAGUCUCCAACCUGCUUAAGAGACGCUAGAACUCCUGUGGAAGUUCUUGUCCCACCUUGUAUGUCAACUCCAGAAUUCAUUCAUGCUGCAAUGAGACCGGAUGUGAUUGCAGAAACAGAAGUGGAGAUAUCUACAGAGGAGUCCGAACCAAUGGACACAUCGCCUAUCUCUACUUCUCCAGAAAUCCAAGAGCCAAUGAAAAAAAAGAAAGCUGGUCGUAAACCAAAGACCCAAGUGCCAUCAGCUAUUUCCAGUGCAUCUCCAGACUUGGGUAUGAAAAAGAAACCAAGAGAAGGCAAAGGGAAUACAACCUACUUGUGGGAAUUCCUUCUAGAUCUACUUCAGGACAAAAACACUUGUCCACGAUAUAUCAAGUGGACUCAGCGGGAGAAGGGCAUCUUUAAACUUGUGGACUCAAAAGCUGUUUCCAAACUAUGGGGAAAGCACAAGAACAAACCUGACAUGAACUAUGAAACAAUGGGAAGAGCGCUGAGAUAUUACUAUCAAAGAGGAAUUCUAGCAAAGGUUGAAGGCCAAAGGCUUGUAUACCAGUUUAAGGAAAUGCCUAAAAACAUUGUGGUUAUUGAUGACAAAAGUGAAUGCACCACUGAGGAAUUAUCAAUCCCCACGGAUGAAAAGUCAUUGGAACGAGUAUCGCUCUCUGCAGAAAACCUCUUGAAAGCAGCAGCCUCCGCUCGCACAGGAAAAAAUGCUUCUCAGUUGAACUGCACUCGAAUAGAGAAGCCUGUUACCAGAGUAGUGAAUAUCUCGUCAUCAGGGCACGAAAUCACAUCUUGUUCUCCUCCCACCACCACGGUCCCAGCAACACCUGCCCCCAGGACUGUUCGGGUGGCCAUGCAAGUGCCUGUUGUCAUGACGUCUCUGGGACAGAAAAUAUCCACUGUUGCAGUGCAGUCUGUAAAUACAGGGUCACCGUUGAUGACCAGCACAAGCCCAACAACAGCAGCAACCCCAAAGGUAGUAAUCCAGACAAUCCCUACGAUGAUGCCAGCAUCUGCUGAAAAUGGAGAGAAGAUCACGAUGCAGCCGACAAAAAUAAUCACCAUCCCUGCAACACAACUUGCACAGUGCCAGUUGCAAACAAAGACUGGUUUGCCUGGGACAGGCAGCAUUAACAUCGUUGGAACGCCACUGGCUGUGAGAGCACUUACCCCAGUAUCCAUAGCCCAUGGGACACCAGUGAUGAGACUCUCCAUGCCUGCUCAGCAGGCAGGUAGCCAUACUCCUCCCAGAGUUAUUAGUGCAGUCAUAAAAGGCCCAGAGGUCAAAUCGGAAGCCAUGGCUAUAAAGCAGGAAGGCAGCGAGUAUAAAACGCUGCAACUUGUGCAAGAAGAAAAGCCGGCAGAUGGAACCAAGACAGUUACCCACGUGGUCGUUGUCAGUACGCCCUCCGCCAUUGCCCUCCCGGUCACUAUGAAAGCAGAGGGAAUAGUAACGUGUGAGAAAUGAAGAAGAGGCAGCAACGAACAUUCAUUUGCAUAGACUCUUGUGGGAAUGAAGCAAACUGACAUAUUUAGGGAGACAGGGAAAUGAACAUACACAAUCAAGAAGAUAUAAACGAUUUUGAAAAAUUGUUAAUAGUUAUGCAUAUAUUAGAAAUUUACUGGAAAUUAAAUAAUGUCCCAUGUUUCAGUGGGAAUUGAACCACAUCCACAUACUGACACAAUUGCCUCUCACAAACUGGGCAGCUAAAGAAGCUGAUGAAGUUGGGAAAUUGGAAAACACUGAAAAGAGGGUUCAAGAGGCUUCUUGCAUUAGUAAGGUACACUAAGACAUAGAACACUAAGUAGGUUCUGUGUGGGUUAUUUGGUUAUACAUGAUUUCGGCAGAAGGAAGAGGCUCACUGUUACAAAAGACAAAUCUGAUGCAUUUAGUGUGCAUACCAGCAGCAAUUACCACUGUGUCCUCACAGGAUCCAACUGGUGCUAUGUGAAAAAAAUCAAACCUCUGCUAAUAAGUAUUCUAGAAUGUGAAUAAAAGGAAAGGAUUAAAAGAGUUUCCACGAGAAGAUGAAGAUCUAGAAGGAUUUUUUUGUAUCAUACAGCUUAAGCAGAUUUUAAAAUGAAAGCCUUAGACUGAUUUUCAGUUAUCUUUAUUGAAAUAAGCUAAUGGCUUGUUUGUGUAAAACAUUUUUUUAUUAAAACAAUUUUUUAAAAAUCUUAUACCUAGCACAGUAUUGUUAUAGAAUUACAUGUAACAUAUUUUGUACGGUAGUCAGGUCUGUCAAGUUUCUUAAUUGUGGGCAAAAUGGCCAUCCGGCUGUUUUGGCCUUUUGCUACACCAGGCUUGGGUUGCCCACGGAGCCCCGACAUCUGUGCAUACAUUUCAGCUUCAGCUUCUACUCUGUCACUUGAAAGGUCACGCUUGGCAUGAACUCAUGUCAGGUAGUUUAACAGCCUGUACAUUUUUUUAGUUGAAGUUAGAGGGAAGUACCAGUGUUCAGAAUGAACUAUAAUAGUUUGUAUAUUCAACAUUUAAAGUAUAUUCUAUUUUGUUGUACUCUUGUUUCAAAGUGUAUUCAAGUAGGUUUUACUGAAAUACAAACCUGAAAUUUAA
Anolis carolinensis (green anole) is the source of this 3405-nucleotide messenger RNA. RefSeq names its product E74 like ETS transcription factor 2 (gene elf2). Gene Ontology annotation, cellular component: nucleus. NCBI's taxonomy places the organism in Eukaryota, Metazoa, Chordata, Lepidosauria, Squamata, Anolidae. Gene Ontology annotation, biological process: regulation of transcription by RNA polymerase II; cell differentiation. Bases 655 to 2298 code for a protein of 547 amino acids. Gene Ontology annotation, molecular function: sequence-specific DNA binding; DNA-binding transcription factor activity, RNA polymerase II-specific. The record is from RefSeq and is a predicted model, not a curated record. The transcript has 7 exons.